CGGCAAUGAGAGUGAAUAUUUGGCUGCGCAAAGGCGUAAUAAACAUAAAUAAAUCGUUAAAUCACUUAUAAAUAUGGAUCUCAACAUGAAACCUUCUUUGGCUGCUGACGAAAUGUUCUCCGAAGGCCCCGGCUACAUGGAAAUGGACGAGUCCGGCGGAGCCACAGGAAUGAUGAUGGACCACCUGCCCUCCAAUGAUAAACACGUUCACGCGGACUUUUACAAUGAUUUUGAUGAUCUAUUCGACGAUGACAACUGGGCCAAGAUUAAAUCUGAAUCCAAGCAGUAGACUCACACAGGAUUGACCACAAUGUGAUCAGCGAAUUGAAAGAUCAGUAUCUGCAAUUAGUUCUUCUGUCUGUAAUUUUACUUGCACGAUCAUCGGUGUAUAAAAAUUGGUUCAACUAUUGUUUAA
Molecule: messenger RNA, 415 nt
Organism: Drosophila elegans
Lineage: Eukaryota; Metazoa; Arthropoda; Insecta; Diptera; Drosophilidae
Product: COP9 signalosome complex subunit 9 homolog
Exons: 2
Coding region: 74-289 (71 amino acids)
Biological process (GO): negative regulation of protein neddylation
Source: RefSeq, a predicted model, not a curated record